Messenger RNA from Scutellospora calospora, 246 nucleotides. Lineage: Eukaryota; Fungi; Glomeromycota; Glomeromycetes; Diversisporales; Gigasporaceae. The record is from the annotation of a GenBank genome assembly.
AUGGCUUCUGAAUUAAGCCGAGAAAGCUCUCAUAUUCAAGCUUAUUUAAGUAAAGAAAAUAGAACUAAUCAAUUAGAUACUUUAGCCAAUAAUUCCAUCCAAAUCACCCUCGAAGCCUUAAACCAAAAAGACUUAAUUAUUAAGGACUUACAGCAAAAACUAGCUAACUCUCAUUUGGCUAUCAAUGGUCCGGAAAUCGAAGAAAAAGAAGAGCAAGAAAAAGAAAAGGAGGCCAAAGAAUGCUAA